CAUUACAGUACUUGCGGUUCACCAUCUGAAUCAACAAUCAGAGAGAACUAUGAAUGUAUGAUAAAUUGCAUAUUUAUAGAGCACAACCACCACCCAACCUCAACACAAGCAACUACUCGUAUUUACUAAAGACUAUACGUGACUUUCUGAAGUUCUCGUGGCUCAAGCGGUAGUGACACUGACAGUUCAGCAGUUAUGUCAAAUGCUCCACACUUCUUCAAGAUAAUUCUCAACCAUUCUCUGCUAGAUGGGAAGCUUAGGAUCCCUACAAAGUUUUCAAGGAAAUAUGGACAAGGAAUGUCAAACUUGGCAUUUCUUAAGCUCCCGAGUGGUGCAGAAUGGAAAGUAGAAAUGACAGAACAUGAUGGUGAGGUUUGGUUAAAAAAAGGUUGGCAAGAAUUUGCAAAGUAUUAUUCUGUGAAGCAAGGACACUUACUAGUCUUCAGAUAUGAAGGAAAUUCCCACUUCCAUGUACUCAUAUUUGAUGCAAGUGCAACAGAAAUAGAAUAUUCUCUUAAUAGCUCUCAUGUUGAGGAGAGCAAGCUUAAUGAAGAAUUUCAAGGUCCUAAGAUGGAAGAAAUUGAGUGUGAUAGUGCCAUUGAAAUCCUAGGUUGGUUUCCACCAUGCCCAAAAAGAAGGGAUAAAUCACCACUACCAUGUCUUCGACCUCACAAGAAGAUGAAAACUAAUCCAACCGCAAAAGGUCUUAAGGGCAUUUCUACCACUGAGCAAUGCUCGAAUUCUAAGGUUGUUAGAAGGAUCCAGCCACUGAACAACAGCAAAAUAGCUAGAGCUCUUCCGAGAGCAAGUGCCUUCAAACCUAGAGAUCCAUAUUUCAUGGUUGUCAUGCAACCAACGUACUUGCAUCCUAAAUUGUGCUUGAGUAUACCAAUCGACUUUGCGAGUAGAUAUUUGAAUAAGAAGCAUGGGGAUGCCAUCCUUUGCAUUUCUGAUGGGAGAAAAUGGCCUGUUAAGUAUACUUGCCAAAUGUUUGCUACAAAACCAAAAAUUUUCUUCAAAUGUGGUUGGAGAACAUUUGCAAAAGACAAUAAUCUGGAAGUAGGUGAUGUUUGUGUCUUUGGACUGUCCGAGGGCACUAAAAUGUCUUUCAAAGUGGUCAUUUUCCGUGUCAGUGAAGAACAUUGCCUCCCACUGCCAGUGCCAGCUCUUGACAAUGGAGUUAAUCAAGUUGAACCCAAGAGAACUCUUAAAUAUGAAUUUGAGUAUCCUAGCAACCAUGAAAUUGGCAUGUCUAGCUCAGGUUACAAAUCCACAACCAAAUACCUUCGACAUUCUCAAGGAAAUUUCACAACUGAACCUCAAGGAACACAAUCUAUUGACAGGAAGAUCAGUAAGUUAAAGAGAAACUUAAACUUAUCUAGUUCCAUGCGAAGGUUUGAAGGGGGGCUUAAUUUUUCUGCUAAAGAAGAAGGUAGAGGCAUGCCUGAUUCUCCUAGGUGCCCUGAAUCUCAUGGUUUUAGGGAGACGCAAGGACUGACUUACAUUGAAAAAGCUAGAGCACUUAAGAGAGCUUGUGCUUUCAAAUCAGAAAAUCCGUAUUUUAUGAUUGUCCUGCAACCAUCAUACAUUUAUGGCAACAACAACUUGGUUAUACCUCUCGACUUUGCAAAGAAACAUUUCAGUGAGAAGCAUGAAGAUGUCAUCCUUCAAGCUUCAGGAAGUAAAAUUUGGUCUGUCAAAUACAAUUUUAGAGAAGCCUAUGGAAGACAAAAAGCAGAACUUUGUAGUGGUUGGAAGGCAUUUGUCCGAGAUAAUAACUUGGAAGUAGGUGAUGUUUGUGUAUUUGAGUUUAUAAAGGGCAUUGAAAUUUCACUGAAAGUUGUCAUUUUCCGAGACGCUGAAGAUGCAAAUAGGCACCGGGAUCCAGGCAAGUUCAAACAGUGGAUACACAAGGAGAGCAUCAAUAAGCAUGUUACUCAAAAGCCUUCAUCUUCAAGGGCUCUUAAGAGUUGUUGAAGCUCCCCACAAAUUCACCUCAGAGAAUCCCUUCUUUGAAGUCAUUAUAAGGUCAAGUUUUAUGGAGCGUGCAUUGAAAAUACCGUUUAGCUUUAUCAAAAGAGGUAAUAUUACACAUAAACAGAAAGUGAUGCUUCAAGUUGGGGAUAAAUCAUGGCCGGUGAAGUUGUUGAUUUAUCCACAUUUGUUAUCAAGUCAGUUGUCUGCUGGUUGGUUUGCAUUUGCAAGAGAUAAUGGUCUGCAAAUAGGAGAUGUAUGUGUCUUCGAGCUAAUUAAGAGUGAUAAAGUUGUGCUCAAAAGUUUUCAUUUUUAGAGGCCUCAGUUAAACGGUUAGUGUUGUGAUGUAAUUGUCAUUUUGGGAGCUUAUUUAUUUUGUGGUUUUUAUGUUCCUCUUGUUCUGCUCUUUGAUUAAGAUAGAGAUGAUCUUUUUGUUGUAUCUUAGGGCCUCUGGCCUCUCUUUGGACUUAAAUCUAUUAGAAGUACAUUGUAUUUUCGUAAAUUACUUCUACCCAACAAAAAAAGUAGUGCAGUCUGCAGACUGCAUAGACAUUGGAACUAUUGUGAAA
Molecule: messenger RNA, 2543 nt
Organism: Quercus lobata
Lineage: Eukaryota; Viridiplantae; Streptophyta; Magnoliopsida; Fagales; Fagaceae
Product: B3 domain-containing transcription factor VRN1-like
Exons: 9
Coding region: 196-1977 (593 amino acids)
Molecular function (GO): DNA binding
Source: RefSeq, a predicted model, not a curated record